Messenger RNA from Schistocerca serialis cubense, 566 nucleotides. It is a transcript of the gene Srp14, whose product is annotated as signal recognition particle 14 kDa protein. Gene Ontology annotation, cellular component: signal recognition particle, endoplasmic reticulum targeting. The transcript has 4 exons. Gene Ontology annotation, molecular function: endoplasmic reticulum signal sequence receptor activity; 7S RNA binding. Lineage: Eukaryota; Metazoa; Arthropoda; Insecta; Orthoptera; Acrididae. The record is from RefSeq and is a predicted model, not a curated record. Gene Ontology annotation, biological process: SRP-dependent cotranslational protein targeting to membrane. Bases 124 to 450 code for a protein of 108 amino acids.
GUGGCAACAGUGUUCCAGGUAGGGUUACUGAUGGUAGACGAUUUGGUGUGGACUCUCUGCCCUCUGGUAAAUGUGUUGCACUUGGAACUUUGAUGCGGGAAGUGGCAAGUUUUGAUAUGCAAUAUGGUGUUGCUUGAGAAUGAAGUUUUUCUGACGGAGCUCACGCGAAUGUUCCAGCGCGCGCGAAACAGUGGGGCUGUGGUUAUGGUUAUGAAGAGGUAUGAUGGCCGCACGAAACCACAUCCAGCAAAAGGAAAGAAGCCUCUUCCAGAACCUACUGAAUUUAUGUGUCUAAUGAGAGCGACUUUAAAGAACAAAAAAAUCAGUACUGUUAUUCAUCCUAAGGAUGUCAACAAGUUUCAGCAAGCCUAUUGCAACCUACUGAGGGGAAAUUUGGAUGGACUGAAGAAACUUAAGAAAACGAAAACUAAAGCAAAAGCUACUCAAUAAUGUUGAUGUAUUUGUAUAUAACUGAUAUAUUGUGUUAUUUAAGAGUCUAAUUUAUGUUUUCUAUGAGAUGUUCCUGAUGUGUUAGUCUCUGAAUGAAAAAGAAAUUUUUUGUGGAA